Myxozyma melibiosi is the source of this 1605-nucleotide messenger RNA. Its product is annotated as cyclin domain-containing protein. Gene Ontology annotation, cellular component: cytoplasm; cyclin-dependent protein kinase holoenzyme complex; nucleus. The transcript has 4 exons. NCBI's taxonomy places the organism in Eukaryota, Fungi, Ascomycota, Lipomycetes, Lipomycetales, Lipomycetaceae. Bases 1 to 1605 code for a protein of 534 amino acids. Gene Ontology annotation, molecular function: cyclin-dependent protein serine/threonine kinase regulator activity. Gene Ontology annotation, biological process: mitotic cell cycle phase transition; regulation of cyclin-dependent protein serine/threonine kinase activity. The record is from RefSeq and is a predicted model, not a curated record.
AUGUAUCUGAGAUCAAGUUGUUUACCCGUCAAAUUUAACUUUGAUCUCAAUCUGCGGCAUCUACGAUCAACGAGAACUUCAGCCACUACUGGCUAUGAUGAGAAUCAAGUUGGCACGACGACGCGUGUUACUCGUGCAAAGGCUGCCGCGCUCGAGCCAGGUAAACAACAGACCUCGACCGCACUCGCGUCAAAACUCGCGCCAGUAAACACGCGAAAGCGUUCGGCUCUGGGCGACGUGAGUAACGUACACAAGGAAGCAAGCAACGGCGACGACGCCAAAGGAAAAGCUGGCGUCAAAGUCGCAAAGACUGCCCUUGCCACGCACGUCAAGUCCAGGACGCGCGAUGAGCCCACAACCGGCCUACAGUCAAAGAGGGCGACUACCAACACUAUCACCACUACAACAACCACUGCAGCGUCUCGCAGAAGACGAGCUCCUCUGAAGUCACUCUCCGCUUCUCAAGUUGAGCAGCGCGCACGCGCUAGACCUCACGCGACAUCGGUGAUCGAUGAGGCUGCUGAGCCGGAAGAACUGGACUCGGAGGCCGAAAAGGAAAACGGGAGUCCGAACUCGUCGGCACAGAAAACAACGAUCGCGUCAUCAACAACUGAUGAGCAGGAGUUUGUCGAGGCACGGGAGGCGCUGGCACCUACCGAGGUUGUCGAGUGUGAUUGGGACGAUCUCGAUGCGGAGGAGAUGGAUGACCCUACGAUGGUUGCCGAGUACGUGAAUGAGAUCUUUGACUACAUGUCUGAGCUCGAGGUGCGAACGAUGCCUAAUGCACACUAUAUGGAUGAGCAGACAGAUCUGCAAUGGAAGAUGCGAGACAUCCUGAUAGACUGGCUGGUGGAGGUUCACGUCAAGUUUCGCCUUCUGCCCGAGACCCUGUUUUUGGCGGUAAACAUUGUUGACAGAUUUCUGUCGUUGCGGAUAGUCUCGCUCGACAAGCUUCAGCUUGUUGGUAUCACUGGCAUGUUUAUUGCUGCUAAAUACGAGGAGGUGUUUUCGCCGUCCAUCAGUAACUUUGUGUACGUUGCCGACAGCGGCUACACCGAGGAAGAGAUAUUACGUGCGGAGACGUUUAUUCUGCAGGUUCUGAACUAUGACCUGUCGUAUCCGAACCCGAUGAACUUUCUGCGUCGUAAUUCGAAGGCCGACAACUAUGACAUGCAGACGCGGACGGUGGCAAAGUACUUGAUGGAGAUUGGAUUGCUGGAUCAUCGGUUCUUGAAGUUCUUGCCUUCGCACACGGCGGCGACGGCUAUGUAUCUGGCGCGAAUGAUGCUUGAUCGUCCUCCUUGGGAUCGUAAUCUGGUUCAUUACUCUGGUGGAUACACUGAGGAGAAGAUCCUGCCCGUGUGCCAUUUGAUGAUUGACUAUCUUUCCAAGCCGGUUAGACAUGAUGCAUUUUUCAAGAAAUAUGCCGGCAAACGAUUUCUUAAGGCAUCGAUACUUGCACGUCAGUGGGCCAAGAGAUUUGUUGAAACGAAUCAGUUGCCAUCGGAUACGUGGCUGUCGUCUACUGCCAAUGAAGGAGAAGCGGAGAAUGGCAAUAAAGAGGAAGACGGGGCAGAAGAAGAGGGGACGACGACUGAAAAGUAG